UGCCUGCGAGUCGGCAACCAUGCCCAGCACCUGACUUUAAAAAGGGCUUUAAACAAUACAAUCUUAGGUAGUAGAACUUGCAAGAAAUCAAUAUUCAUCUGUGUGUCUGUGAAUUGAGGCAUUUCUGGAGAGUAUGGUGACGACUGGUUGCAGGUCUUGUUGCCGACAUAAAAAUCAUAAAAAGGGACUCUGGUCUCCCGAGGAGGAUAAGAAACUCAUGGCUUACAUCUCCAAGUUUGGACAUGGAUGUUGGAGCACAGUACCCAUGUUAGCUGGCCUUCAGAGAUGUGGGAAAAGUUGCAGGCUGAGAUGGAUAAACUACUUGAGACCAGGUUUGAAAAGAGGUGCCUUCUCCAUCUUGGAGGAGAAGCUCAUUAUUGAAGCACACUCUGCCCUAGGAAACAGGUGGUCCAUGAUUGCCAAGCUACUCCCUGGGCGAACAGACAAUGAGAUUAAGAAUUUCUGGAAUUCUAGCAUUAAGAAGAAGCUCAUUCAUAUGGGUAUUGAUCCCAACAAUCACAUGCCCAACGAUUCCUCAAAUUCUUUGCAGAUCAAUAAAGCUUAUUCAUCUUAUAGGACGCAGUUGAGCACUGAAAAUGACAUCCAGAAAUGCACUUAUUUUGCCCCAGAAUCAGAUAGAGUCAUGGAAACUGUUAACAAUUCACAGCUUACCAGCUCCGUUGAAUCUUCUCAUUGUAUGUCCACUUUUGAUGUGGUCGCAGCAGUAGAUGAACUCUUGCAGAGAGACGAUUCUAAUGAGCUGAGUCUGUUGGAAACUUCAGCUCAAGAUUUGAGCUUCUAUGCCAAGUCAGAAAAUGGAGUUUUCUCAGAGUUUGGGACACAAUCUCAAGCUGAAAUAGAUAUGGGUGAAAUGCUGAUUUGGGAAGGACUCCCUGCUGUGACAGACCAAGAAUUACAAUAUGUUACACCACAUAUGGAGAUGGAUAACAUGGGAUUUAACAUUCCUUCUCAUGAUCAAGUCUCAGUCGAUGACUUCAGUCAUGGGCAAUCCUUCUGUAAUGGGGUAAGUACAGAAUUAUUCCAGCACAAUGGAUUGGAAUAUGUGCAGAAUUGAUAUAGUUUGAUAGAACUGUUAUCUAUUCGUUGAUAGCUCUAAGAUGAUCACGAAUAACUAGAAGAUGCAGUACUUAUAGAUGUCUCCAUUAGGGCACUUUCAAGUCUUGUCAAAGCUCUUUUCAUUGUGGCUUGGGUUGUUAAUCUAACUGGUCUGGAUCACUGUGAGAGAGUUUAUAAUGCUUGGCUUGGGAUCUCUUGUAUUAAACAAUGGAUUCAUCGCAUGGAGGCAAUUCAAAUUUCUGCACUCGUAUAUAUAUUAUCAUACAGCCCUCAUUAUGAGAAUGCAA
This is a messenger RNA of Cryptomeria japonica (Japanese cedar), 1364 nucleotides long. RefSeq names its product transcription factor MYB32. The transcript is spliced from 3 exons. The coding region runs from base 134 to 1075 and encodes 313 amino acids. Lineage: Eukaryota; Viridiplantae; Streptophyta; Pinopsida; Cupressales; Cupressaceae. The record is from RefSeq and is a predicted model, not a curated record.